Messenger RNA from Linum tenue, 738 nucleotides. The record is from the annotation of a GenBank genome assembly. NCBI's taxonomy places the organism in Eukaryota, Viridiplantae, Streptophyta, Magnoliopsida, Malpighiales, Linaceae.
AUGGAUCCCCGGAAAGCCCUUCUUCUCGCCCUUGCCGUCUUCUUCAUCGUCGGUGCUCAAACCACGAGGGUGGCCUUUACAAACAAAUGCCCUUUCACGGUCUGGCCGGGGACACUCACCGGCGGCGGUGUACCUCAGCUACCGGUCACCGGCUUCGAGCUACCAUCCAAGUCGUCUUCGAGCAUCCAUGUCCCCGCAAAUUGGACCAGCGGCCGGUUCUGGGCUCGAACGGGCUGCUCAACAGACUCCACCGGGAAAUUCUCCUGCCUCACCGGCGACUGCGCCUCCGGCAAGAUCCGUUGCGUCGGCGCGGGGGCAAUCCCGCCGGUGACCCUCAUGGAGUUCACCCUAGGCGCCUCCAGCGGGCUGGACUUCUUCGACAUCAGCCUCGUCGACGGUUUCAACCUGCCGGUCGCCGUCAACCAGUGGGGAGGCGGUCCAGGGGUGUGCCGGACGCCGAGCUGUCCCGGCGACGUGAACGGCGUAUGUCCACCGGAGAUGGCCGUGAAGGGUCCCGAUGGACGUGUGAUCGCGUGUAAGAGCGCCUGUCUGGCUUUGAACAAGCCGGAGUAUUGUUGCACCGGACAGUAUGGCUCGCCGGCGACGUGCCCGCCGACGCAAUACUCGAAGAUUUUUAAGGGAAAGUGUCCUCAGGCUUAUUCUUAUGCCUAUGAUGAUGCUUCCAGCACGUUUACUUGUCCGACCGGGAGGAAUUACUUAAUCACGUUUUGCCCUUGA